UGGAGGGGAAGGAGGGAGAAACGCCGACCGUCUGACUCACACAGACAGGGCAGGGGUGAGAGGCAGUACUCUAUGCUGUAGUUACGUGGAACUACACAAAGCUGGGAAAUCUACUACAACGCACAUCUUUUUCCAACUUUUUGCGCAUACAAUGUGAGGAAAAUGGCCGAGACAAGCUGUGACUGGGUGGAGAUCUUGGAGCCGCGCUCGCGGGAGCGCAUGUACGUGAACCUGGCCUCAGGGGAGUGUGGCUGGGAGCCCCCCCCAGGCGUCGCCGUGCGCCAGUCUGACGGCAACCAGUGGUGGGAGCUGUUUGACAGCCACAACAAUCGCUUCUACUACUACAACAGUUUAAGCCAGCAGACGGUUUGGCACCGGCCCCAGGCCUGCGACAUUGUGCCACUGGCCCAGCUACAGGCCAUGAAGAGGAGCUCAGAGACGGGCCUGAGCGGCCCCAUCAAGCCCCAGAGAGGGGGAGGAGAGGGCCGCCGCACACCCCUACCUAACCAGGCCUACCCCAUGCCCCCCUCCCAGGACCCUGACAGCAGCGGGAGGUCGACCCCGUCUAAGGGGCUCUGUGACAGCCUGGAGAACAGGAAAGAUACCCCCAGGGACCCAGGUCAAAGAUGGCAGCCUGCUCCAGGGUCGAAGGCAGCCAUGUUGGUGAAGGUGAACAGUAUUGGCAGGAACCAGUCCGUGGUUCCCGCUAGCACCCUGCACCUACUCCACCUCAACAACCUCAGCCCUGGAAGCCCAGCUGUGUACCAAGUCCACUCAGACAGACCCAGCCCUGUAGGCAAGAUGGCUGCCCCCGUGGACCCCAAGCAAGCCUUCCACCUGAAGAAGGCAGACAAUGGUAACUUCUGCCUGGUGAUGCCCUCCACUGGCGGCAAGGUCUACCAGACCCCCCAGAGGUCUCAGGCUGGCACCCCCAGGCCCUCCUCGCCCCAGUACGCUGCCACUCCGCCCAUCUAUGAUGAACCACCCAUGGAUCCACCUAUCUAUGAUGAACCCCCCAUGGAGGUGGAGGGGGCCCACCUCCUGAACAAGCCCUUCACACCAUCCACCAGCCUGCAGAGGGUCCGCCAGCCCCAGUCCCACCCCCAGACCCAACCCCAGCAGCAGCCCAAGCUUCUCCAAUACCCAGCCUCUCACCUGAGCUCCAAACACAAGAGGAACCCCUCCGCCACAGAUUACAGCCCCGCUGGACGGGAGUGCAUCAAACACAUGGUCAACGUGGACCCUGCCACCUGCAAGCAGAGCCCCUUAUCCCAGCCUAUCCAGACAGAGCAGGGUCCUGUCCCAGACCCUGACCUGCCGCCCUCUCCAUCCCCCUCCCCAGCCCCAGACGUGACCCAGCCCAGGCCCAAGGAGGUGAGCCUAGAGAAGAAGCAGUCAUGGCGUCUCCUGGAGGCCAGCGCGAGGAAGAACAUGGAGGCCCGACACAGCCGACAGAACAGCCUGGCCUCCCAAGAGUACCCGGCACCGGCCGCCGUCACCUACCAGGACUCAGGCUACUCCACGGGGCCCUCGCCCAGCCUGAGGAGGAAGAACCGCAGGAGAGCCCUGGGCGGAGGGGCUGGGGGGGCAGGUGGUGCAGGGCAGGGCCGGCCAGGCUCAGUGGGCAGCAGUGGGGAGCUCAGUGCCCUGAAUGAGAAGCUGAUGGCAGAGAUGCGAGCGGUGGUGAGUCGCUCAAACACCCUGCGUGGCAGUAAGGCUAGCCUGGACACAGAGAUGUCUGAGGGGUCUGUACCUCGGGCCCGUUCCCCCUUGAACUCCCUAAAGAAGUACGGGGGCCGCAGUGCCUCCCGGGAGGACAUCAGUGCCAGUAACCGCUCUCUGUACCGGGCCGGGAGCGGGAGUAACCACGGCAACGUGCCCCUCUUGUCCCUGGUGUCAGACAGCAUGGUGCGUCAGAAACGGACCUAUGAGAAGGUGGACACUCUGGAGAAAAGCAUCACCAGCCAGAACAGUCUAUCCUCCCCAGAGCCCCCCAUGUCCCCCUCCCAGGCAGGAACACUGGAAUCCAAGGUCCAGUCGGAGAUCUCAUCACAAGGGGGAGGUAAUGGUCACGGGGGCACCCGGGGCUCCCCCCAUGGAGUCAUUGUGACUGGAGACAGAGGAGAAGGUGGGGGAGGUGGAGGAGGAGGCGUGGGUUACCAGUAUCCUUACACCACCCUCUGCAAACCUCCUCCAGAUGCCAACAUGGUGGACUGGGCCAGUAAGAACCUGAACCAGCACACUCAGGGCCUGUUCCGCCGCCGUGUAUCCAUCGCCAACAUGCUCUCCUGGAACAGAGGCUCCAUUAAGAAGCCCAUGCUGAUCACCAGCGACCGUGCCGUCAAGAAGGAGGCCUGUGAGAUGUUCAAACUGGUCCAGGCCUACAUGGGGGACCGUCCGGCCCGGCUGGAGCGCCGUCACGCUGCCCUGCUGGUGGUCACUAAGUGCUGGGGCAUGCAGGGCCUGAGGGACGAGUUGUACAUCCAGCUGGUCAGACAGACCACUGACAACCUGAGCCUGAGAAGCCUGGAGGCCGGCUGGGAACUCAUGGCCAUCAGCCUGGCCUUCUUCUCCCCCUCGCCCAAGUUCAGACGCUACCUGGAGGGUUACAUCCAGAGACACCUGGAGCCCUCCAACGACAAGAAGAUCAUGCAGCACAUUAUGGAACAACAGGACAUGAAGAACAAGAAGAACUCAAAGUCCCGGAAGAAGAGGAAACAGAACAAUGAGGAGGAAGAAGAGGAGGGCCUGCCAAUCAGCACUUAUGCCAAGUACUGCUACCGCAAGCUGCAGAAGGUAGCCGUGACUGGGGUCAAAAAGGGUCUAAGGAAGCCCACCCUUGAGGAGUUAGACCAGGGGAGGAACGCCAUCGUGACCCCCUCCCUGUUCGGCAGUGCCCUGGAGGAGAUCAUGGAGCGUCAGAGCGAGCGGUUCCCUGAGCGCAGGCUCCCCUGGGUGCAGGUGCAGCUGUCCCAGUACGUCCUGGCCCUGGGAGGGGCCCAGACAGAGGGAAUCUUCAGGGUGCCUGGAGAUAUUGAUGAGGUGAAUGCACUGAAGCUGCAGGUGGAUCAGUGGAAUAUUCCAGAAAACCUUGGCGACCCCAACGUCCCAGCGUCUCUGCUGAAGCUGUGGUACAGGGAGCUGGAGGAGCCAGUCAUCCCGCAAAGUUUCUAUAAGCAGUGCAUCAGUAACUAUGAGGAUCCAGAGGCAGCGAUUAGCGUGGUGCAGUCUCUGCCUGAGCUCAGCAGGCUGGUGCUCUGCUACUUCAUACACUUCUUACAGGUGUUUGCCCAGCCCGUCAAUGUGAGUAAGACCAAGAUGGACGUGAACAACCUAGCCAUGGUGAUGGCUCCCAACUGUCUCCGCUGCCAGUCGGAUGACCCACGCAUCAUCUUUGAGAACACACGGAAAGAGAUGUCCUUCUUACGCAUGCUCAUUGUUCACCUGGACACCAGCUUCGUCAAGGGCAUCAUCUGAGGAGGCUCCCUCUAGACCGUUCUAUCCAUCAAAACCAAUCCUCCAUGCCCUGGAAAGCUGCACUCGUCAACUAUAGCUGCUUCCUCUUUCAAUCAUACCAGUCUCUACUGCCACCUCACCCACAACAAGCCCUCUGUUCCUUCACACAUCUCACAUCUCAACCCUAUAUUCUCUCUGGUUCACUAACACCACAUUCUGAGGACUACAGACAGUGGACUGCCCAGACAGUGACUGGAUAUCAAGACAGUUUUCCUGCUCUGAAUCGUCUUGUUUGAGACUUUGGGACAAGCUCACAUGUGAUGGUAAUGGGAGACUGUUCAUCCGUUUGAAAGCACACUGCAGGACAUACUGUACUUACUAUAUGUACAGUGAGGGAAAAAAGUAUUUGAUCCCCUGCUGAUUUUGUACGUUUGCCCACUGACAAAGAAAUUA
Molecule: messenger RNA, 3909 nt
Organism: Coregonus clupeaformis (lake whitefish)
Lineage: Eukaryota; Metazoa; Chordata; Actinopteri; Salmoniformes; Salmonidae
Gene: arhgap46b
Product: Rho GTPase activating protein 46b
Exons: 10
Coding region: 163-3477 (1104 amino acids)
Biological process (GO): signal transduction
Cellular component (GO): cytoskeleton; cytoplasm
Molecular function (GO): GTPase activator activity; protein binding
Source: RefSeq, a predicted model, not a curated record